GAACCUCAGACAGCUGAAAGGAAGACGUCUCAUUUCAGGAUGAGUGACUCUAUGAAGACUCAGCUGGUGAGCUCCAUCCAUCUGCAGGAGGUGGAACUGCAGGAGAAACCUGCCGACGACAAGCAGGACAGCAACAAUAGCAACAAUGCAGAUAAAACGUUUACAGUGGAGGAUGCCGUGGAGAAAAUCGGCUUUGGGCGUUUUCACAUUCUGCUGUUUGUCAUCAUGGGCAGCUCCAAUAUAUUCUGGAUGCUGGGCUCCAUGCUUAUCAUCAUUCUGGGUAUGCUGGUGGUUCCAACUUUGGGCUGGAGGUGGAUGAUUCGGAUCUCUGUCACGCCCAGUAUCAUCCUCAUCUUCCUCUUUAAGUUUAUUCCUGAGUCGGCUCGUUACAACGUAUCAGCAGGAAAGACUGAUGCUGCCAUGAAAACGCUGCACUGGAUUGCUAAAAUGAACCGAGCUUCUCUUCCGCCAGGACGACUCGUGGAGCCCGUUACGAGCGAAAGAGGCAGCUGGAGAAUUCUGCUCAGCCCAUCAUUCAGGAGGACAUCUGUACUGCUCUGGUACACAUGGUUUGUGGCAUCGUUUAUAUACUACGGCUCAGUACUGAGCAGUUCGGAGCUGUUGGAGAAGAACCUGUUGUGUGUGAUCAAUGCUGACAAAGAGCAUCAGGUCAAACAUCGCCAUGAGGAUGGACUGUGUUACUGCAUCCCCUUUGGUUACAGUGACUACCAGACUCUGCUUAUCAGCUGCCUCGGAGAGGUUGCAUUGGUCCCAGCAAACAUCGCUCUGCUCAACGUGUUUGGACGCAAGAUGACUCUGACCGUGCUGCAGCUGUUAGCAGCCUUUUUCUUUAUGAUACUCAACAUUUGCUCCACUAUGUUUGGCUUCACGGUGCUGCUGUUUCUGCUGCGGUCUCUGGUCUCCAUGAACUUUAAUGUGGUUUACAUCUACACAGCAGAGGUGUACCCCACGGUGGCGCGCUCUCUGGGGAUGGGUUUCUGUACGUCGUUCAGUCGCAUCGGAGGAAUGAUCGCUCCGUUCAUUGCUCAGGUGCUGAUGUCUCAGUCGGUGAUUCUGGCUCUCUGUCCGUUCGCUGUGGCCUGUGUGCUCUGCGCUCUAGGAAACUUCCUGAUGCCAAUAGAAACCAAAGGACGAGCUCUGCUGCAAAACUCCUGAUGGUGUCUCAGAACAAACUGCUGCUCUUUGUUAUUUCAUUUUGGUUACAUGUGUAAAGACUUUAAAUAUGAUACUGACCUCAGGUGUUGCUGUGACUUCAUUAACAGCUCAAAGGGAAUGAAUGUUUGUUAGCAUCAGUGAAGAAAAUCUUACAUUGUUCAGGUUGUCAGGCCAGUUCUGAGCUGUUUCUCUGGUUUUUGUAGGAUUAUCUUUCACCUCCUCCUGCACUUCACAUAAAUCAGCUGUGACUUUAUGCUUAAAAGAUUCAACAAUAUAACAAUGUAACAUUAUUUCUGGCUCUUUGUAUGCAAAGAAUAAUAAUUACCGUAUAUUUUAUAAACAUAUCCAGAAGGUACAGGUACAGUAGGCUCUAACAGUAAUUCUGUAUGCUCAUUAAUAAACUCCAACUAUUGAACAAAGUGUUUGUGUGAGAUAGUCUACCUGUGGAUGUUUUUUUUUCCUUCAUGCUACAGAUGUCAUGUUUUACUUUGAUCAUAUAAAACUCUGAAUUUAAUGAGAACAUCCUGUGAGUGCAGUGUAAAUGAACUUCCUCUGGCUCUCAUGUUUAGUAUGAGUCUUUCUCUAUUCUCAAGUACGGGAGUGCAUCACAGGUCAGGCUAACAUGACCGGGCUGGAUACAAUAAAAUUAUAUCUAAACAUU
Molecule: messenger RNA, 1837 nt
Organism: Neolamprologus brichardi
Lineage: Eukaryota; Metazoa; Chordata; Actinopteri; Cichliformes; Cichlidae
Source: RefSeq, a predicted model, not a curated record